Messenger RNA from Oncorhynchus gorbuscha (pink salmon), 2316 nucleotides. RefSeq names its product endoplasmic reticulum-Golgi intermediate compartment protein 3-like. Gene Ontology annotation, cellular component: endoplasmic reticulum; COPII-coated ER to Golgi transport vesicle; Golgi membrane. Bases 75 to 1241 code for a protein of 388 amino acids. Lineage: Eukaryota; Metazoa; Chordata; Actinopteri; Salmoniformes; Salmonidae. The transcript is spliced from 14 exons. The record is from RefSeq and is a predicted model, not a curated record. Gene Ontology annotation, biological process: endoplasmic reticulum to Golgi vesicle-mediated transport; retrograde vesicle-mediated transport, Golgi to endoplasmic reticulum.
GCCUUGUGUACCGGAAGUAAAUGUUGAGAACUGAUUUGUAUCGGGAAUUAUUUAAGCCUACGGUGUGAAAGAAGAUGGACACACUACAUAAACUAAAACAAUUUGAUGCCUAUCCGAAAACUCUUGAGGAUUUCCGAAUUAAAACAUGCGGUGGAGCUACGGUCACCAUCAUAAGUGGUCUCAUCAUGUUGAUCCUGUUCUUCUCAGAGUUGCAGUAUUAUCUUACUAAGGAGGUCCAUCCUGAAUUGUUUGUGGACACAUCACGAGGAGACAAACUGAAAAUCAACAUUAAUGUGAUAUUUCCUAACAUGCCGUGUGCCUAUCUCAGCAUUGAUGCCAUGGAUGUUGCUGGAGAGCAGCAGUUGGAUGUGGAACACAACCUGUUCAAGCAAAGGCUCGACAAGGAUGGCAAUCCUGUCACUACAGAGGCAGAGAAACAUGAUUUGGGACAAGAGGAAGGUGAAAUCUUUGACCCUAGUAAGCUAGAUCCUGAGCGGUGUGAAAGCUGCUAUGGAGCAGAGACAGAGGAUUUGAAGUGCUGUAACACCUGUGAUGACGUUCGGGAAGCGUAUCGCAGGCGGGGCUGGGCCUUCAAGAACCCUGACACCAUAGAGCAGUGCAAGAGGGAGGGCUUCAGCCAGAAGAUGCAGGAGCAGAAGAACGAGGGCUGCCAGAUUUAUGGCUUUCUUGAGGUCAACAAGGUGGCAGGAAAUUUCCACUUUGCCCCUGGAAAGAGUUUCCAGCAGUCCCAUGUUCAUGUGCACGCUGUGGAAAUUCAUGAUCUGCAGAGCUUUGGACUAGACAACAUCAACAUGACUCACUUGAUCAAGCAUUUAUCCUUUGGGAGGGACUACCCUGGUAUCGUCAAUCCUUUGGAUGGAACUGAUGUUGCGGCUCCACAAGCUUCCAUGAUGUAUCAGUACUUUGUGAAGAUUGUCCCAACCAUCUAUGUGAAAUGGGAUGGAGAGGUGGUUAAAACAAACCAAUUCUCUGUAACGCGACAUGAGAAAGUAGCCAAUGGGUUGAUCGGAGACCAGGGCCUACCUGGUGUGUUUGUAUUAUAUGAACUCUCCCCUAUGAUGGUCAAAUUCACAGAGAAACAGAGAUCAUUCACUCAUUUUCUUACAGGACUGUGUGCCAUUGUAGGAGGUGUAUUUACAGUGGCUGGACUAAUUGAUUCCUUGAUAUACCACUCGGCAAAAGCCAUCCAGAAGAAGAUUGAACUGGGCAAGGCAUCUUAGUGGAGUGUUUUGCACAAGGGCAAACCAGACUGUUCAUCAUUCUCCGGAUGGGCCUAUCUGUAAAAGGGAAGUGACUACAAACUGAUGCUAACUAACAUGGCAAUAAACAAAAUCAGAAUAAUCUCCCUCAAUAUGGAAAGGAAAUUUGACCGCUAACUCUCCCAUUAGUUAUUUUUGUUUUUACAUCCCUUAUCCAUACAAAGAAUGAAAGACCGACUCACUGGACAGGAGUGAUUUAACAGAUGUUUUUGAUCACAUUUGAUUCAUCCCCAGUCCAAGCACAUUGUAUCUAUCAGUUGCUUCCCAUAUAGACGUAACAAAUAUAAACACAACAUGGAACAAUUUCAAAGAUUGUACUGAUUUACAGUACAUAAAAGGAAAAGUCAAUGAAAAUAAAUUCAUUAGGCGCUAAUCUGGAUUUCACAUGACUGGGAAUACUGAUAUGCAUCUGGUCAGAGAUACCUUAAAGGUAGGGGUGUGGAUCAGAACCAGUCAGUAUAUGGUGUGACCACCAUUUGCAUCAUGUAGAGCAACAUCUCUUUCCCAUAGUUGAUCAAGCUGUUGAUUGCAGUCUGUGGAAUGUUGUUCCACUCCUCUUCAAUAGCUAUGCAAAGUUAUUGGAUAUUCGCAGGAACUGGAACAUGCUGUCUUAAAUGUUGAUCCAGGGCAUCCCAAACAUGCACAACGGGUGACAUGUCUGAGUGCAGGCCAUGGAAGAACUGGGACAUGUUCAGCUUCCAGGAAUUGUGUACAGAUCCUUGUGACAUGGGGCUGUGCAUUAUCAUGCUGAAACAGGAGUGACAAUGGACCUCAGGAUCUUGUCAUGACAUUCAACUUGCCAUCGGUGAGAAAAAAGAAGAAACCUGCGCAAUGUUCUUGCUAGUAUCACUGCUCUUUAUUAAGCUUUAUGUAUCGGCCUCAAGGUCUUCAUUACUGCUUUAAAAAGCAGUUGUGUGUGUUGUCUGUAGCUUAUGCCUGCCGAAAUCAUAACCCCACCGCCACCAUGGGGCACUCGGCAAACCACUCACCCACAUAACGCCAUACACACUGUCUGCCAUCUGCCCGGUACAGUUAA